Molecule: messenger RNA, 314 nt
Organism: Porites evermanni
Lineage: Eukaryota; Metazoa; Cnidaria; Anthozoa; Scleractinia; Poritidae
Source: the annotation of a GenBank genome assembly
GAAAUUCAAGCCUGGACCAGCGUUAACAAACUGCCUACAAACGAGGACAAAACUAAGGUUCUCACGAUUACUGGAAAGAGGCUUAAAUCAAAACUGAAUAGUGAGCUUUCUGUUAGGACUGACAGCGAUAAUACCCUAUGUAAUGUAGAAAAAUUAAAGUGCAGCCUUGUUGGAUUUAGAAACUGAUAGCAAGUUAUCGUUCAAUGCACAUGUUAAUAAAAUAUUCCAAAAGCUCGCCUCACGAAUUGCGGUGCUGCGAAAAAUACGAGCCUUCUUACCGCUUAUUCAGCGUGUUAAAUACUAUAAUGCGGUGA